CGGCGUGACGGGCUGAUUCCCCGGCGACGGGAUCUCCGUAGGCGUCGGCGCACAUGCCCUUUUGGACUGCCGCCCCAUCUUGCUGCAGGCAGCGCGCGCGACGCACCUUUCCCGCCUCGGCGCCGCCUCCGUUCUGCCCCCAGCCGCGUCGCGAGGCCACGGCGCGAGCCGCCGCACCGUCGCUGAUGAUCCGCGCCGCCGCCUUGACGCACUCGAGGCUCCUCCUGGCGCGCUCCUAUGCAAUGGCUGCCUCCAGUCGGCCUAGCUUCUGCAGGAACCUUCCAUUGCUGGGCCAUGUACGGUGCGGUUCCCAUUAUCUGGCAUGUGCAAGGCAAGAUGCUGAUGAGAUUAAAAUGUCGAGGAGAAGAUGGUGCCAUGGUUCGUCCGACAAUCAAGAGUUGGCAAGGAGGAGCUGUGUUCCAUGCAAUUCUAAGGAUAUACAUGCCAUGUCAGAAGAUUCUGCUAAGAAGCUGUUAGAACAGGUGGGUGGUUGGGAAUUAGCAGCCGAUGGUGACAUUCUAAAAUUGCACAGAGCAUGGAAGGUGAAGAAUUUUGUAAAAGGGCUCGAAUUCCUUCAACUUGUUGCUGCUAUUGCUGAGGAAGAAGGUCACCACCCUGAUCUUCAUCUUGUCAGCUGGAAUAAUGUGAAAAUUGAUGUUUGGACUCACUCUGUCAAAGGCUUAACAGAUAAUGAUUUCAUCCUUGCUGCGAAGAUCAAUAACCUCAAUCUAGAAGGCCUCUUAAGCAAGAAAGCUAAUGUCCAGAAUUAGUUCACGCAGAUGAGCCGACGGGAAGCAGUCCCAAAUGUUUUACAUGCUACGCUUGAUUUCUAACGAGAAAAUUGUACUGGGCUUGCUUUAGAUUAAAAUGCGUCUGAGGUUUUCGUUAAUUUUAUGAACUCUUCUUAAAUUUGCGACA
Messenger RNA from Oryza brachyantha (malo sina), 918 nucleotides. Its product is annotated as pterin-4-alpha-carbinolamine dehydratase 2, mitochondrial. The record is from RefSeq and is a predicted model, not a curated record. Gene Ontology annotation, molecular function: 4-alpha-hydroxytetrahydrobiopterin dehydratase activity. Gene Ontology annotation, cellular component: mitochondrion. Gene Ontology annotation, biological process: tetrahydrobiopterin biosynthetic process. Bases 54 to 770 code for a protein of 238 amino acids. Lineage: Eukaryota; Viridiplantae; Streptophyta; Magnoliopsida; Poales; Poaceae. The transcript is spliced from 8 exons.